Messenger RNA from Crotalus tigris (Tiger rattlesnake), 4432 nucleotides. RefSeq names its product PPARG coactivator 1 alpha (gene PPARGC1A). Lineage: Eukaryota; Metazoa; Chordata; Lepidosauria; Squamata; Viperidae. Gene Ontology annotation, molecular function: RNA binding; transcription factor binding. Gene Ontology annotation, biological process: positive regulation of transcription by RNA polymerase II. The record is from RefSeq and is a predicted model, not a curated record. Gene Ontology annotation, cellular component: nucleus. The transcript has 13 exons. The coding region runs from base 153 to 2471 and encodes 772 amino acids.
GCGGCUCACGUGAGCGGCGGGCAGAGUAGUAAGCCGGGGGCCGCGGGAGCCGCUCCGGGAAGGGCUGCCGGGCUGCCUCCGCCUCCUCGCUGGCCGGCAGGCGGGCGGGCUGGCUGGCUCCCUCCGCCGGGGCAGCGCGGCUCCGGAGCUGGAUGGCGUGGCCGCCGGGGCCCCCGCACGCGGGCUGGGGCGAGCUGGAGUGUGCUGCUUUAGUUGGGGAAGACCAACCUCUCUGUCCAGACCUUCCGGAACUUGAUCUCUCCGAAUUAGAUGUCAACGAUCUGGAGGACAGCGGCUUCCUGGGUGGGCUUAAGUGGUACAGUGACCAAUCGGAAAUCAUCUCCCAUCCGUAUCCUAAUGAGACAUCCAACAUAUUUGAGAAGAUAGAUGAAGAGAACGAAGCAAACUUGCUAGCGGUCCUCACCGAAACGUUGGACAGUAUCCCAGUGGACGAAGAUGGAUUGCCUUCCUUCGAUGCCCUGACAGAUGGAGAUGUGACCAGCCAAAAUGAGGCCAGCCCUUCAUCAGUGGCUGACAGCACCCCCCCACCUCAGGAGGCCGAAGAGACGUCUCUACUUAAGAAGCUCUUGCUAGCUCCAGCCAACAUCCAGCUAAACUACAAUGAAUGCAGCGGCCUGGGCACGCACAAUCAUGCAAACUCCAAUCACAGGAUCAAAACAAGCCCUGUGGUGGUCAAGACCGAGAAUCCAUGGAGCAAUAAAGUGAAGAGCAUCUGCCAGGCGCAAAAGCCACAGAGACGCCCAUGCUCAGAACUUCUCAAGUACCUGACCACCGGUGAUGACCCCGGUCAGGCCAAACAGACGGAAAACAGGAACAGCAACAGGGACAAAUAUUCUUCUAAAAAGAAGGCACUGUUGCACUCUCAGACGCACCACUUGCAAGAGAACGAAUGUUAUGGGGCACCUGCUAAGCAGACCAAAUCAAUGAAUUUAUCGCUUCCGUUGACGCCUGAAUCGCCAAACGAUCCGAAGGGUUCCCCAUUUGAGAGCAAGGCCAUCGGACAAAGCUUAAGUGUGGAACUCUGUGGAACUGCAGGCCUAACUCCACCUACCACCCCUCCUCAUAAGAGCAGCCAAGACAAUCCUUUUGGGACUUUGCCAAAGCCCACGGUGUCAUGCCAGACUGUUAUGCCACCUUCCCCAAAACCUCGCUGCAGUGACUCUUCCAUCUCUCAAGGACGCAAUUUGUUCUGGAAGGGUCCGGAGCAGUCGGAGCUAUAUGCCCAGCUGAGCAAGACCAGUGUGCUGCCCGGGGGCCGUGAGGAGAGGAAGGCGAGGCGGGCUGGCUUGCCACUCUUCGGUGACCACGAUUACUGUCAGUCGGCCAUUUCUAAGACAGAACGAUGCGUCAACCGCUCCCUGGAACUUCAGAAUCCCCAUCAGGAAUUUGAAUUCUCAGGCUGCCUGUCCGGCUAUGAGUGGUGCCACAUUUGUUCCUCCUUUGAGCAGAACCGCCAGGAGGAUGAGCGAGAAACUUCGCAGGCGAGGAAACAGGACUUACCGUGCAACAGCCGGAAACAGCUGCAAGACCAGGAAAUCCGGGCUGAACUCAACAAGCAUUUUGGUUACCCUAGCCAAGCGGUUCUCGAGGAAGAGAUGAAUAACACCAGCCAUCUGAGGGAGUACAGUCACUACAGCGAUGAACAGUUCUCUAAGCUAUCCAUGUUUAUCAAUUCGGGACUAGCGAUGGAGGGUUUUUGGGACGACGACGAAGCGGAAAAUGAAAAGCUGUGCUGCUCGUGGUACGGGACGCAAGGCUGCACCUUAUUUGAUACGUCACCUUCUUGCUCAUCCCAGAAUUCUCCAUGCAGAGACUUGGAGUCUCCACCCAACUCAUUUGCUCAACGGUUCCAGAGGCUAUGCGCUCAGUCGAGGUCCUUCCCACAGUGCAGGCAUUGCGCCCACUCUCCGUAUUCCCGUUCAAGAUCACGGUCGCCUGGCAAACGCUGCUCCUCGAGAUAUGACAGCUAUGAGGAAUAUCAGCAUGAGAGGCUGAAGAGGGAAGAAUAUCGCAAAGAAUACGAGAAACGGGAAUCCGAAAGGGCGAAGCAGAGAGAAAGAGAGAGGCAGAAAGCAGUGGAAGAACGUCGCGUCAUUUAUAUUGGUAGAAUUGGACCUGGCUUUACCCGAAGGCAACUGAGGGACCGGUUUGAAGUGUUUGGUGAAAUUGAGGACUGUACAAUGAAUCUACAGGACGAUGGAGAUAGCUAUGGAUUCAUCACUUACCGCUAUACUUGUGAUGCCUUUGCUGCACUAGAAAAUGGAAAUACUCUACGCAGAUCCAAUGAACCUGCCUUUCAGCUGUAUUUUUGUGGACAGAGGCAACGCUGCAAGGCUAACUAUGCAGAUCUUGAUUCAGACGACUUUGAUCCUGCUUCUACUAAGAGCAAGUACGACUCCAUGGAUUUCGAUAGUUUACUUCGAGAGGCGCAAGGCAGCUUCCGAAGGUAACGCGCGACGCGGCGAAGAAGAACGGAAAAAGGUGCCACAAACACGUCCUUCGGUCAUAGCCCGUAAAGAAGUCAUUACUCACACAUACACCACCUCCUCUGCGUCCUCCCUCACGGAAACAUGGUUUACACGGACGAGGAACGGAGAGGCAGCUGGGGCCGAUCACAACAGUCGUGUCAUACUCUCUUAAGUUCCAGCGCUGCUUUUCCAGGUGGUGAAUGAGGUUGUGGGUUUUAGUCUUCGUUGUGGCGGCAGUUCCAUAGAGAACCGAGUCCAAACAAACUUAGAAAAUAUGUACAGAACGGCAUUUUUCCAAAUGAAGCAAUUUGAAACUUUUAGCUGCCGGCAUCUAAGAUAACACACUGUGUUUUGGUGCUUUAUUUUAUUUUAUUUUUUAAAAAUUCCCUUAAAGCGAGCUUCCCACACCGGGUUGUUUUAAUAGGAUGACAAUCUUUAAAGAGAACUGCAGAUACCGCAAAACCCACGGUCCAUUCUUGUGUUGUUGUCAGGGGAGGAAAAAAAAACAAAAAAACAACACCAGUGGAAGGUGGAAAAACAUCUGGAGGAUUUUAAAUGUUUGCUGUUUUAAUUAUGACUUCCAUUUUUCUUUUUCUUUUAUUAACCAUCAGCGUGCGGAAUAGGUUUUUUUUCUUUUCUUUCUUUCUUCCUUGAUGAACCGACACGGUGUUACUUUACAGAACAGCCAAGGGUAAUAACCUUCAUGGAGGAAAGGAGAAAAGAAUUUACAGUUAGAUGACCGACUACAUUUGACAAUGUAGUCCAGUAUUUACCCUUGUUCAAUGGAGUAUUUUUAUUUUAUGUACAUAGCUUAUGGGAAUACAAUGCGCGCUCUCUCCCUAUCUCUCUUUUGGUUGGAGCUAUGCACUGUAAAUGCAGCGUCCUUUUAAAAAAAAACACACACAACCUGCUGACUUUUUUCUUAAUCGAGAAUAUUCAAAUGUAAUUAUACAAGGCGAAACAAUAUUGUACACUAACGCAUUUAGAAAGCUGAACUUAACGCUUAUCUAUAUUUGAUUGUUAAAAAACUAAAAAUAAAAAGUGAAGCGGGCGAGUGAAUGUAUGAAUGUGUGCACUGGAUGCGGGGGAAAUGCUGACGCUUUUUGCCAUAUCUUUCUUCCUUUCCUUUAAUUAUCGGAAUUCAGACAAAGUUAAGAAUAUUCAAACUUGCCUCCUUACACAAUGAGCAGACGAGCCUCUGUCUGUCUUUUAUCCCUUUUCCCAGCCAUGUGAUUGUUAUUUGUGCUGGUAAAGCAGGUCGAGUAAGGAUGUAUGGCAGUGUUUCUCAACCUUGACCAUUUUAAGGCGUGUGGACUUCAACUCCCAGAAUUCCACAGCCAGCAUUGCUGGCUUUGGAAUUCUGGGAGUUGAAGUCCACAUGCCUUAAAAUGGUCAAGGUUGAGAAACACUGAUGUAUUGGGACAUAGAUAUAGAUUAGAGAUUCACAAAGCCUUCUGUUCUUCUUCUGGACCACACAGUGUAGCCGUUGCAGGUGACAAAAGCUGUCUUCCAACUACAAUGGGCUGGAUUUGAGGAUUAACUUCUGGAAAGCUGCAGGACCCUAAAACGUCAAAUGGGAGCAGAGCAGAAGAGAAGUGGGAUUAUCCUGAAGGAAAGAAGUUCUCUAGAACUUGUGGGCCAGGAAGUAACCCAGACCUGAUAAAGACAUUUAUUUAUUUAUUUUCCUCUAUAUUCAUAUCGGACGUGAAAUUGGAGUCUUCCAACCUCUUAACUAAUGUUCUAAAUAGGAUCUACAGAACUCCGAUCAAAUAUUCCUGGUCUGACUUGCUGAAAACACGUCUGUCUGGAUUUGAAUUGGGAAUUGGGUAUGUCUAGUUUAAUGAAAAGGAGAACUAGGGAUGAUAUGAUACAGUAGCAGUCUUCUAAUAUUUGAGGGGCUGCCCUAAAGAAGAGGGAGGUCAAGCUAUUCUCCAAAACAAGGA